CAGUACGUCCACUUGUACACUCCUGUUGCUCAUGUACCCCGCGUAUCUUAAUUUAUUGUACAUAUUUUUAAUGUGAUUUCUUGGGGAAUUCUUUCAUGUUUAUAUUAAAUGGUGAUAAAUAUUAAAUUGUGUUCAACGUGUUGAGUGAUUAGCUAAUGAAUGUGCAUAAAAUUAAAGUUCUAAGUUCGAAUCGCUACCAUGGUGGUGGUGCUAAACGGCGUAUUGGCGGACGAGUGCCCGACAUCAGUCCGCGCGCUGCUUGCCGCACACCCCGGCUACCGAGAUGCGGCUGCGCAGUUGCUCGCCGCCGCCCCACGGGUUGUGGGUCCUCAACAACUGCUCUACGUUGGACAACGCGAACUCGCCGCAGCUGCGCCACAUGACAAAAACAUUCACAUUAUCGGUUCAGAUGACGCCACGUCCUGUAUUAUAGUCAUUGUGAGGCAUGCAGGAUCAGGCGCCGUAGCUCUCGCGCAUCUAGACGGAUCAGGAACGGCGGAGGCGGCGGCGGCAAUGGUCGCGAGAGUACAGCAGUUGGCCGUAGGCUACCCGGAAGGAAGACUCGAGCUGCAGCUGGUCGGGGGUUUUCGGGAUCCCCAUAAUUACUCGGAUGAGCUAUUUGCUAAUAUUAUGCUGUCUUUCCAUCGACUGUCAGUAGAAAUUGACUUAACUCUGGCAUGUUCAUGCGAGUUAAAUACUGCGCUCGGCGGAGGUGCGCCCGCGCCUCUUGUCACAGGAGUCGGCGUGGACAUCAGAGCGGGGGAUUUGUUCCCCGCCACCUUCCCAGAUAAGGGGCCUGAACUACCUCUGAGGAGUGCUCGGACUAUCACAGGUGGACCACAUUCUGCUCAGGUGUUAGACAUCUACGAUAACGGCGUAGGCAUGCUACGCAUCGGGCCAUUCAACUAUGAUCCGCUACGCGGCGUAGACCUUUGGCUCGAGCAAUCCGAUGAUUUCAUACUACAGCAUCUUAGCACUACGCCUGCCGUAGAGCCUCCGCAUUUUGUGCAUAAUAUUCGAAUGACGCUUAAGUUCAUUCAGCAACACCCGUUCCCGGCUGUGACCGUGUUCCCGGACAACCGACCGCAUUACUACCGCCGUGAUGAGCAAUCCGGAUGCUGGGUACCCAUGCGCUUUUAAAGAUGACGUCGCCGUUCGCGCAGUAUGACGCGUUCAUUCACAUAUCGAAUGUUUUGCACGUAUUUUUUUUUUCAGAACCCUUCUUGAGGUGCCAUCUCCUACAGAGAUCGGCUAUCAUUAGGGCUAUCUGUAUUUUAGACACAGCUGCACGGAACAAAGAUCUUGUGCUCAGGUUGAACCAUGUCCGGAGAUUCUUAAGCCACGAAAGUAUGUCUUCUACCAGGUGGUCGCUGUCCCGGGAUUUUUCCUUACAUCAGAACCCUUACAAGGGCAUUAAUACUAAUGAUGGCAAUCUGAGGCGAAAACAUCAAUAAUUUGACGGCCUAAUGUACCAUCUUAAACCAUUACCGUAUUGGUAAUAGAGGGGCUGAAAUAUGUCAUUUUGAAGUCGAAUGUUGACAUGGUUAGGGGAAAGAAUGAGAAACAAUUUAUAUUUAUUGAGUAUAAGGGGUGCUAAUGGUACAUACAGUCACAUAUCAGAAAUUGAAGCGCAUAAUAGAAGUAACAUUCAAAUUGUAUUUUUGUGCAAAAAUUAUAUUAUUAUCCAUAUUGACGAAGGUUUACAUCAUGUCACAUUACAUCUGCCGUCCACUAACGAAAAUGCGGCUAAGGGACAAGUGGUCAAACAUCUGUUUUAAAUAGCAUAAAAUUAUAUGUUUAAAAACAGUUAAAGUUAGUUAACGUAUUCGACUUAUUGGAACUUAAACCAAAAUAUCGUUAAACAAUAUCAAUAUGCUAGUAACUGGGUUAUGGUUUCUUUAUGAUAUGUCAAAAAAUGGUGUUAUCAUAUAGCUGCCUGUUAGUUAGCAGACGACAGACAUGGUGAAUUAUUCUGAAAUGUAAUUAUAAAACGAUUGUUUAAUUGUGUUAAUGCACGUGACUGUACCACUAUAAAGGCUUACAUGUGAUGAUUGACUAAUCGAAGAAUAGGGAAUCUAUCUCAGUGCGCCUAUUUUUUUGAUGACAGUAGAGUCUGAAUCGUCAUAUAUUUUUACUUAUGAUGGUGAUAUCCAUUUAACAUUAUCAUACAACGGAAUAGGCACAGUAUAUUUACCCAAAUUUAGAUAAAACUCCAAAAUAAUACACAAUAGAUCUCUCUGAUUUCCCGAAAGUAUUACGAACGAAGGGCAAAUAAUCUAAAUAAAAAUUAUUUUAUACUAAUUAUAUUAAUACGAAGAUGGAACACAAAAGAGAAAUUCCUUCCAUGUGACAGGGCCUGUGACUGUGCCAAACCAAGGGCACCGCUCUACCAACUGAGCAGAUCGAGUCAGUUUUUUCGAUCGAGAAUUUCUCUGUGUUUAUUAUAGAUUCUUUGUAUUCGGUUUUUUCGGCUUUUAUCGCCUUAAGCACCUGUGAGAUGCUUAUGAAGCUUCUCAUUCAGCCGGUAACUUUACAGCUACCAUAGACUGACGUAGAUGUCGCUGUUUUAAUUGUAACCUUGUUGUAGAACUGUGUCCCGCGACAGAUGGGUGGAAUUUUUCUUGUGUUCAUUCUUUGUAAUAAUAAUUAUAUAAAAGUAGUGGAGUUUUUCCACACACAAAAAAAAAACAAUACUUCAAAACAAAAUAGUUCACUUACAUUUACAAAAUCUUUCUUUA
Molecule: messenger RNA, 2738 nt
Organism: Hyposmocoma kahamanoa
Lineage: Eukaryota; Metazoa; Arthropoda; Insecta; Lepidoptera; Cosmopterigidae
Gene: Ntan1
Product: protein N-terminal asparagine amidohydrolase
Exons: 7
Coding region: 199-1140 (313 amino acids)
Biological process (GO): ubiquitin-dependent protein catabolic process
Cellular component (GO): nucleus
Molecular function (GO): protein-N-terminal asparagine amidohydrolase activity
Source: RefSeq, a predicted model, not a curated record